Molecule: messenger RNA, 4449 nt
Organism: Melanotaenia boesemani (Boeseman's rainbowfish)
Lineage: Eukaryota; Metazoa; Chordata; Actinopteri; Atheriniformes; Melanotaeniidae
Gene: rapgef4a
Product: Rap guanine nucleotide exchange factor 4a
Exons: 31
Coding region: 255-3320 (1021 amino acids)
Biological process (GO): positive regulation of GTPase activity; Ras protein signal transduction
Cellular component (GO): plasma membrane
Molecular function (GO): guanyl-nucleotide exchange factor activity
Source: RefSeq, a predicted model, not a curated record
CUACAGCUGAACUUGGAAGUAAACUGAUCUCUGGUCUGUUGGGAACUGCUUGUCUUCCUCAGUUUUCCAAAAACCAGGGCGCGCUCGCCGUCUUUCCUUACAGCCUGAGAUGAGCAGGUACAAUGAAGACUGACAGCAGGGAGUGAGUGAUAAGGCGCAGAUCAAGCGCUGAUGUUGGUCCAGCCCUUCUUUUCUCAUCGUGCUCUUCCUCCUCUGCAGCAUCAGCAUCAGCAGGAUACCAGCGGGAUCGCACGAUGGUGGCAGCGCACACCUCGUCACGUUCGUCGGAAUCAGCCGAGUGGAUUAUUUGUCUGGACAAGAGACCAGCCGAGCGCUCAGGUGAAGAUGUUGACAUAAUUCUGGCACGUCUGAAAAGUGUAAAGGUCUUUGAGAGAUUCCACCCCAGUUUGCUGCAGCAGAUCUGUUUGUGUGGAUUCUACGAGUGCCUGGAGAAAGGCGUCACUUUGUAUCGCCAAGGAGACAUUGGCACUAGCUGGUAUGCUGUGCUCUCAGGUUCACUGGAUGUGAAAGUGUCCGAGACAUCAAGUUAUCAGGAUGCUGUUACUAUCUGCACAUUGGGGACUGGUACAGCGUUUGGGGAGUCGAUCUUGGAUAACACCCCUAGACAUGCUACCAUUGUCACUCGGGAAUUCAGCGAACUCCUACGCAUUGAACAGCGGGAGUUUAAGUCUCUGUGGGAGAAAUAUCAUCAUUGCAUGGCUGGACUACUUGCCCCACCCUAUGGUGUGAUGGAAAGCAGUUGUGGCUCAGACAGAAUGCCGGACAAAGAGAACAUAAGCAGCAACAAGUUAGUUUCUGUCUCAAAACAUCCAAAUAAGAAGUCUUUCAUUGAAAGUCCCUCCCACCCUAAAUGCAUGUCCCAGGUGCCAUCUGAGAAAAUCCUCCGUGCAGGGAGGAUUCUCCGUAAUGCCAUCCUCUCCAGGGCACCCCACAUGAUCAGAGACAGGAAGUACCAUCUGAAGACAUACAGACAGUGCUGUGUGGGGACAGAACUGGUCGACUGGCAAAUGCAGCAGAGUUCAUGCGUCCACUCCCGCACCCAGGCUGUGGGUAUGUGGCAGGUGCUGCUGGAGGAAGGUGUUCUCAACCAUGUGGAGCAGGAGAUGAGUUUCCAGGACAAGUACCUCUUUUACCGCUUCCUGGAUGAUGAGCAGGAGGAUGUUCCUGUACCCAACGAGGAUGAGAGGAGGGAGAGCCAAGAGGAGCUGCAGGACACUUUGCUCCUCCUCUCCCAGAUGGGACCAGAUGCCCAUAUGAGGAUGAUACUAAGGAAACCUCCAAGUGAAAGAACAACAGAUGACUUGGAGAUAAUAUAUGAAGAGCUGCUCCAUAUAAAGGCCUUAGCUCACCUAUCCACUACUGUAAAAAGGCAACUUGCUGGAGUUCUCAUCUUUGAGUCUCAUACAAAGGCAGGGACAGUAUUGUUCAACCAAGGGGAGGAGGGCACAUCAUGGUACAUUAUUUUAAAAGGCUCAGUCAAUGUUCUCAUCUAUGGAAAAGGUGUUGUCUGCACACUUCAUGAAGGAGAUGACUUUGGGAAGCUGGCUCUUGUCAAUGACGCCCCCCGCGCCGCCUCCAUUGUGCUGCAAGAGGACAACUGUCAUUUCCUGAGAGUAGACAAAGAGGACUUCAACAGGAUUUUGAGGGAUGUGGAGGCCAACACUGUGCGUUUGAAGGAGCAUGGUCAGGAUGUUCUGGUGUUAGAAAAGAGCCUCAGCGGGAGUCGAACCUCCGUCCUUGGAUCUUCUGCGUCUCAUUACAAAUACAAGGUGAUGUCGGGGACGCCGGAGAAGAUUUUGGAGCACCUUCUUGAAAUGAUGCGAUUGGAUUCUCAGUUCACAGAGUCAGACUCAGCAUUAGAAGACUUUGUGCUUAUGCACUGUGUCUUCAUACCUAACAGUCAACUAUGGCCAGUGUUGAGAGCCCACUACCAUGCUCAGGCCUUGCAGGGCUCAGAACAAGAGAAGCUGGACUACACCUUAAACAACAAGCGCAGGGUGAUCCGCCUGGUCAUUCAGUGGGCUGCUGUACAUGGAGAUGACCUGCAGCAGGAAGACGUGGCCUUCCUUGAGGAGUUUCUCAUGGCGGUAUCUAUUGAUGCCAAAGUGCUUUCAGGCCUCAGGGAUCAGCUGACACAGUUGGAGAGAACUGUAAAGAGCAAUGUUGAAGAUGCCAUGUCAUCACAAAAAAAGCACAAAAUCCUGCUGCGGCAGUUCAGUAUGGGAGACGAGAAGCUUCAGAAACGUCAGCCCAUCAAAAGUAAUGAUGAAAUUCUGUUCAAAGUCUACUGUUGUGACCACACCUACACAACAAUCCGGGUCUCUGUGUCUGCCUCGGUCAGGGAGGUCAUCAGUGCCGUUGCCGACAAGCUGGGGUCAGCGGAGGACCUGAUGCUUGUCAACCUCAGUUCAGCAGGAGAGAAAGCUGUCUUCAAGCCAAAGGAUGUUUCAGUCUUCUCUACUCUCAGCAUAAAUGGACGACUUUUUGCCUGCCGCAGGGACCAGCUGGAUUCAUUGACCCCUUUACCUGAGCAGGAGGGUCCCACCACAGGUUCACUGGCCAGUUUUGAGUUGAUGAGCUCAAAGGAUGUGGCUCACCACAUGACUUCCUAUGACUGGGAGCUUUUCAACUGUGUUCAUGAGCUUGAACUCAUCUAUCACACAUUUGGGAGGCAAUGCGUCAGGAAAACCACUGUGAACCUGGAUCUGUUCCUGAGGAGGUUUAAUGAUAUUCAGUUUUGGGUGAUCACAGAGUUGUGUUUGUGUUCUCAGCUGAGCAAGCGAGUGCAGCUUCUCAAGAAGUUUAUCAAAAUCGCUGCUCACUGUAAAGAGUAUAAGAACCUAAAUGCCUUCUUUGCUAUCGUCAUGGGACUGAGUAAUCCAGCAGUGAGCAGGCUGAGUCAGACUUGGGAGAAACUCCCUAGUAAAUUCAAGAAGUUUUAUGUGGAAUUUGAAAACUUAAUGGACCCAUCCAGAAACCACCGGGCGUACCGACUGACAGUCGCUAAACUGGAACCUCCCAUCAUUCCUUUCAUGCCUCUGCUCAUCAAAGACAUGACAUUCACUCAUGAGGGCAACAAAACAUUUAUUGACAAUUUGGUCAAUUUUGAGAAAAUGCGGAUGAUUGCCAACACAGUGAAGAUAGUGAGAUACUGUCGGAGUCAGACAUUCAAUCCAGAUUCACCGCUGGCCAGCAAGAACCACCCCGACAUUUGGACUUACGUUCGUCAGCUCAGCAUGAUCGACAACCAAAGAACGCUAACGCAGCUCUCUCAUGGACUUGAGCCCCGCAGGUCUUGAAACCACUCAGGGACACAACUGUUACCCUCUGAUUCAGCUUCACAACAUGAUAUGCUGAGAUUUGUAUGAUUUUAUUCCAAUCCAGGCAAUCACAUGGAGCACUUAAUGAGGUAUCAGAUAAUGAGAUAUUGUUUCAGAUGCCUGUGGCUGACUUGGCCUUUUAUUAUUGUAAUUUGUGAUUUUUCAACAACAGUAAUUGUUGUGGGAUAAAGUACCUCUCAUAUCAGUGUCAUGCAGAUAUCACAUCAUAACGACUGGGGAAAUUAAGCAUUUUUGCUGGGGAUCUAAUUCAUUAGAUUAUUGGGGAAUAUUCCACUUGUAAACAAUAUGCUUUAAAAGUCUCAAUAUUCUUGAUAUUUGGUUGUUUUGUAUAUUUUUUUUUAUUGAAUAAUUUUUAUGAAUAUUUAGGUUCGCCCGAUUCUUAUGUGUUGUAAAUUGUAUACAGAUAUUUAUUUUGCCUUCAGCAUGCAGAUGAUUGGGAUAGCUUGGCUUUUAUUCAUGUCAACAUUUCCCUUUAAAUGCCAGAAACAUAAAAGGUCUGCAAAGCUUUUGUGUGCUGUAAUUGUUAAACAUAUUGCAUUUAUUUAAGUACUGUAAUAUCGUUACUGUUUUGUAAUAUUUUGUCUGCAAGCAAAGCAUGUCAACUUUUGUAAAUUUUAACUUUUAUAACGUGCAGUUUGAGUUCAUGUUGAAUGAAAUGGGUCUUGUUUUGAAAAUCUGUAUAUUUUGGCAUGAAGCCAUAACUAUAAUCAUUUCUAAACAUUUCCAUGUGAUUUGUUUAGCUGUGUAUAUCUUCUUUUAUUGAAACUGUGUGGGAUAUUUUAACCUGAGAAAAGUGAUGUGGUGUGGAGCACAAUAACUGGAACGGCAGAUAAAUAGAAAUAUAAAUGCCAAGGAUUUGUUUGGCUUCUUUUAAACUUUAAUGAUCUGAAUGUAUAUUUUCACAGUGCUAUCGAUUUUAAGCAACACAUCUGGUAUUUUUAUUCUUGCCUUAAACUGUUGAUUUUUCUCCUAAAGGUUAAAAGUUUAAGAAACCGAUGUUCAGUUUACACUUUGCAUCUCCACAACUUUUCAACUUUCUGAAAUGUAUUAUGUUGUUAAUAUUAAAUCUGGACAACCCAAGUUAUUA